Molecule: messenger RNA, 1215 nt
Organism: Apis laboriosa (Himalayan honeybee)
Lineage: Eukaryota; Metazoa; Arthropoda; Insecta; Hymenoptera; Apidae
Gene: NC2alpha
Product: dr1-associated corepressor
Exons: 5
Coding region: 173-862 (229 amino acids)
Biological process (GO): positive regulation of transcription by RNA polymerase II; negative regulation of transcription by RNA polymerase II; transcription by RNA polymerase II
Cellular component (GO): negative cofactor 2 complex; nucleus
Molecular function (GO): core promoter sequence-specific DNA binding; transcription coactivator activity; RNA polymerase II general transcription initiation factor activity
Source: RefSeq, a predicted model, not a curated record
UUUUAUGGUUUAUUGAAAAUACAGAUUAUACAGAUACCUGUCAAGUUUCGGAACACCUCGAUUGUUGCUAAUACAAUAUAAACGUUUUUUUUUCUAAAGUUUUAUUCUUUAUUUUAUUUAAACAUAAUUUACAAAUCGAAUAAUAGUGUGAGAAACUAAUAGUUUUGUGAUAAUGCCAAGUAAAAAGAAAAAAUAUAAUGCACGUUUUCCAGCAGGUAGAAUAAAAAAAAUUAUGCAGACUGAUGAAGAAGUUGGAAAAGUUGCACAAGCAGUGCCAAUUAUAAUUUCUAGAACAUUAGAAUUAUUUGUACAUUCAUUACUUACAAAAACCAUGGAAAUCACAAGUGCCAAAAAUGCCAAAACUUUAAGUCCAUCUCAUAUGAAACAAUGUAUUUUAUCAGAAAGUCGCUUUGAUUUUUUAAAAGAUUUAGUAAAAUCUUUACCAGAUGUAUCAGGACCUGAUGAAGAAGUGCCUACACCACCAUUAACACCAGCUCCAAUAAAUACAAAUACAAAUAUAUCAAAUACAUCUACAAUACAGCAUUCAGAUAUAGGAGUUCAGAAGCAGCAAAUGGGAUUAACUACUGAAAUAAAUAUAGAACAUAAAAAUUCAAAAGAUAAUGAAGGAAUAGGAAUAUAUAAUUCAGGUGCUGUUAAUGAAAUGGUUAAAAAUACAACUAUCUCUCAAGUUCCAAAAUUUCAAAUAUCUGUGCCUGCAUCAUUUCAAAUUAGUCAACCUAAUUUUUAUACAGAAGUUAAUCCUAUGAAUUUAAGUACAAAUACAUCAACUGUAAAUACAAAUAAUCAACCAACAUCAAAUUUUGCUCACACUGCUACUCUGGAUGAAGAUUAUGAUACAUAGUUAUUUUUCAAAUAUUAGAAAUAUAAAUUUAAAUUUGAAAUAAUAAUUGAAAUGUUUGCUCGAAUAAUAUUACAAAGUUUUCUUUAAAAAGUUCAUUUGAUAUACUAGAAAUAAUUUUCAUUAUUUGAACAUUUUUGUUACUUAUACACUCUGACAAUUAUAAAUUUUUAUAUUUUUAUAUAUUUGUUCUAUUAAAUUAUAAAUCUUGUUCACAUUAGUUAAAACUACAUAUUUGGUAUUUAAAAAAUAUGUUGUAUAACCCUACUCAAUUAUCAUGAAGCACUCAUAUUUUAAAUACUUUAUAUUGAUGUAUACACAUGUAUAAUAAGUGUGAAUAUUUGGACUUACACAAU